Molecule: messenger RNA, 2444 nt
Organism: Xiphophorus couchianus (Monterrey platyfish)
Lineage: Eukaryota; Metazoa; Chordata; Actinopteri; Cyprinodontiformes; Poeciliidae
Gene: cdkn1a
Product: cyclin dependent kinase inhibitor 1A
Exons: 3
Coding region: 540-1163 (207 amino acids)
Biological process (GO): regulation of G1/S transition of mitotic cell cycle; negative regulation of cyclin-dependent protein serine/threonine kinase activity; signal transduction by p53 class mediator
Cellular component (GO): nucleus; cyclin-dependent protein kinase holoenzyme complex
Molecular function (GO): cyclin-dependent protein serine/threonine kinase inhibitor activity
Source: RefSeq, a predicted model, not a curated record
AGUGACAACCCAGAUUUGACUGCUGGACACGAGCUGCAGACUCACGUGGAGGAAGAUAGAAAAUGGGCCGGGUUCCUCUCCUGCUUCCCGCCACUGCUUGAAUCAUUCCACUUUGGGUUGGAGCGCCUCCUCCCAGUAUGACGUCCAGUGCCGGGAUAGGGUGGAGAUAGUGGCGUUCAUUCAUUCUCCUUCAGCAGUGUACCUCACCAAAUAUAGAAGAAGUACUCCUCCCAAAACAGAGGAACCUUUGUUUAAAUGUUCGGAGUCACUUUUGUUUCAGUUUUUGUCAUAAUUGGAAGAUUUCUUUUGAAUUUAUUGGAAAGCAAAAAUAGUAUGAACUGGUAGGAACUUGUUUGCUCUUUACUUGAUUAGUGUGGAGACAUUUAUAUCAGCGUUGCUCUAGUAAGUCUUUGUGCAGAUCUCGAAAACAGAUCCUUGCACAGGUUUGACCCCCACAUAAGGAAACGUCAGAGUCCCCAGGAAGGCGUCACACUGCCACCUUGUGGCCGCCUGAAACACCACAGUGGAUUUGUUCCUACAUGUCCACCAGAUUAUGUCCAGGCAUGUACCGAGCUGGAGAGAGGAGGGCUGGUGAGUCACUGACGGCUGCCAGCCUGUUUAAAAGCAGCGCUGCAGUCAGGCUGCUUCUUCACACAGGAGGUGUUAAACACGGCAGGAAGAUGUGCAGAAUCAUGGCUCCUCACAAGCCGACGCUGAGCUCCUUAGGGGGGAACAGGCGGGUCCGCAGGAACCUGUUCGGCCCUGUGGACCGAGACCAGCUGCAGGCGGAGUACCAGGCAGCGCUGCGCAAGGACCUGGACGAAGCGUCCAAACGAUGGGGCUUUGACUUCAAGUCGUACAAGCCUCUGGAGAGCAGCGACUUCAAGUGGGAGGGCAUCCCAGAAACCAGGGUGCCACUGCUCUACCGGUCCUGCGUGCCGGCGGAGGGCCUGGGGCUGGCAGGAGGGGCUGUUCCGACCAAACCAGCAAGGGUGGAGAAGGAGAACAUCCCUCAGACGCCAGGGAAGUGGAAACUGCAGGACCUGAAGAAAACGCCAGAGAAGGGAGACAAAGCUGCGCUGAAGAGGAAACAGACGAAUAUUACAGAUUUCUAUCAGGCCAAGAGACGAGUUGUGUGGAAGCCGAGGAAAUCCGGGGAGUGAUUUUCACUGAAACGCUGCCAAAGCUCCCGAGAAACCACACAGGCAGCACCUGACUCAGGAAUCAUAUGUUCCACUGACUUAUGACCACACAGACUACAACCAUGAAUCAUAUAGACAAAAAAACCCAGAGGGGACCUCAGCUGCUCGUCAACGCUACAGUAUACGGUAAUUAGGGUACUGUAAAGGAGGGAGCUGGCUUGUUUUUUCCCCCGCCGGUGGUAAGAUGGGGGCAUUUGAGCAGAAAAGAUUAACAGUAAUCCCUGGAAUCAGUGGAUUUAUAUUCAUUUGGAUCAAGGGCUCGCCAAAGUGCUGACUGACAUUUGCUGUGGUCGUCCAUCCCACGGCUCUUUCAAAAACCUCAGCUUCACGGUGACUCUACCUCUCUAAGGAAACAUGAAAACCUGGAUGGAGCGAUUUGAGAUGUCGCUGAGGCUAUUAGGUUCGCAGGAAGAAGCUGAAGACCAGGAGGAAGCACUUUGUCUCCUUUGUUCAAAUGCACUGUUGUUUUUUUUUACUGUUUUUUCUACUUCUUGUACUUUGUAUGAAAAUACUUGAGGAGCUCUGAUAUCUUGAACAUGCAGAAGCUUUGCUUAUACGCUAAAUGACAGAAGUGCCACCCUGUUUUUUUUCCAUCCAAUCUACUGUAUAUAAAAGUUGUCAUUUUUAAAAAAUCAACCCAGACAAUAUAACAGAGUUAUUAACUUCUAGCUCUUGUUUAUAGGAUAUAUGUUGUAAUCUAACUCAGAUUGAGAUAUAAAGUUUUAUUUAGCAUAGUAGCAUUAAAUUAAAAACAUUGCCGUAUUGCACAUCCAGAGCCUUUACUGUGCCUCUCUGUAUUUUUAAGCUCCAUAAACGACAAUCAGAAGAAAGUGUUCCUGAACACAAAUGUGUUAUUUGCCAAGCUAAAGUACAUUUUAUCAAACAAAGCGUGUUCCUUUGGGGGGUUUUUUUCUCGUCCUGACAUUUAUCUCUGUUCUGGCAAACCCUGCUGCUAUGGAUAAUCUGAACGGGUCGCAGACGAGGGCCUGUAAUUCUAAUCCUUUACAUACUGACAGCUUUGAAAUGUCCACCGCUGCAAAUCCGAGGCAGAAAACUGCCAGACACAAUGAAUGCACUUCUGUUAGUAGACGCUUGUGCACAAACCUUACAAAUAUAUUGUUUCUGUUAAAGAAAAGCUGCAAAAAUGUCUAUUCCUUUAUUUAUUGAAAGAUGAUGUUCCAAGUGUCUAUUUAGAUUGUCUAAUUAUGACAUUUCCUAACCUCAAUAAAUGUUUCAAAUGUA